This is a messenger RNA of Pelodiscus sinensis (Chinese soft-shelled turtle), 2317 nucleotides long. The record is from RefSeq and is a predicted model, not a curated record. NCBI's taxonomy places the organism in Eukaryota, Metazoa, Chordata, Testudines, Trionychidae.
GCAGCUUGUGCCACAAGACAAACAAGAUGAAUAUGAGCUCAAUGCUAAUGAAUACUGGAAUGAUUUCUAUAAAAUCCAUGAAAAUGGCUUCUUCAAGGACAGACACUGGUUGUUCACUGAAUUUCCUGAACUGGCCCCAAACCACAACCUAAGUCAACCUGAGGCUUCUGCAUAUGAAAAUGAUAGCACCAGACACGCCAGGCUGGGGAGGUGUGGAAAUGGUCCUUGUUCAUUGGAAACCAGAAUACAAGAGCAUCAUCAACUGGACUUGAUGAAAGACAGUAGCAAUAUCAUCCACAGACUCAGCACAGAUUGUGAAGCAAGACUAAAACUGGGUGACGUGAAACAAAGUGAUGGUGACUUCCCGGGAUCCUCUGCCACUUACCGUAUACUAGAGGUUGGCUGUGGUGCUGGAAAUACGGUCUUCCCGAUUUUGCAAACCAACAAUGAUCCAGGGCUCUUUGUUUAUUGCUGUGAUUUUUCCAACACUGCUGUGGAUCUUGUCCAGAGCAAUGCAGAGUAUGACUCUUCCCGCUGUUUUGCCUUUGUUCAUGACCUGUGCAAGGACCAAAGCCUGUACCCCAUGCCAGAGGAGAGCCUGGACAUUGUUAUUCUCAUCUUUGUCCUGUCAGCCAUUCGCCCGGAAAAGAUGCAGUGCGCCAUUAACAGACUGAGCCGGCUUCUGAAACCCGGGGGAAUGAUUCUGUUACGAGACUACGGCCGUUACGAUCUGGCGCAGCUUCGGUUUAAGAAAGGUCGGUGUCUGUCCGAUAACUUCUACGUGAGAGGUGAUGGGACUAGAGUUUACUUCUUUACACAAGAUGAACUGGAUGCUCUUUUCACCACGGCGGGGUUGGAAAAAGUCCAGAAUCUAGUGGAUCGGCGCCUGCAGGUGAACCGAGGGAAGCAAGUGACGAUGCAUCGAGUGUGGAUCCAGUGUAAAUACCGCAAGCCCUUCCCCGCGGGUCAUGGGGAGAAUGGGCAUGCUCGUUAGCCAGGCGGGCCGGGUGCACGUGCCAGAUUUGGACAUGCUGGGAACUCUGCUCCAUGAGGGGUGUAGCACUGAGCCGACCAGCUGGGCGCUGAAUUCCGGCGCCUUCUGGAAAGGCCAGACAGGUGUAAGUUCCCAUGCGUUCCAUGCAAGGUGGAGUUGUGCUCAGGACGACCCCGUGACGCUACCUAGUUCCUAGUCUGGUUUUAAAAUGAAUGGUGACGACCAGUUUACAUGAGGCGCGAACUUGCUGUCUGCUGGUGAGUCUGAGCAAAAUGAGCAACGGUUCCUCCGUCCGCUGAGCGUCUGCACGAAAAGGAGCAGGUUGGACCUUCUCGUCAGGUUGGGAAGUUGGCAGGACAGUGCGGUUCAUUCCAUCCACCCCACGGGCCUCUCAUCCUCCUGCUGCAUCACUGUUGGUCGCCUGCUGCUCUGGGCGUUGAAAACCAAAGUCACGUGACCCGCAGAUCAGCUACAUUGAGAGGUGGGUUGCUCUGACAGGUUUAAAAACGUCAGGCUGGCUAGUGAGUGCAGGUUCGUUCCAGCCCUGUGCCGCUCCGAGAUCGCCUUCCGCCCUCCAUAAGGUAAUCAGCUGGCUCGCUGUGGCGGACAGUACCAAGUAGAAGCCAAUCACAGGGUUCAAAAGCUCCUCACUUUGGGAGCCGGGUUGUGUUGGUGUGCUUUUAACUCUGGAAUCUGUUUUAAAUUGAGUGCGAGGUAGCGUCUGUGUUCCAGUUGUACCGCACAGAACUGAUUUUCAGAAAACCCUGCCGGCCAUGGCUUACACCACUCCUGAAGCCUUUCCAGGCAAGCGAGUGUGCUGUACCGCAGCUGAUCUCUGCUGUGAAUAUCAGUACAACCCAUUCAGUCAAGCCGGGCACAUGGUGCGGUAGAACAGCACUCCCCAAAGGGAGCUACUCCCCGUCUAUCUUCCACCACGACCGUUCCCCAGUGCCGACCCCUCGCGGGAUCUGUGUUGGGGAACGCUCAGCCUGACAACUUCCUACUGGCUUGUUUUGGCCAGCGUUGCUGGGGGACAGCUGCCCCCAGCAACGGUCACUUCCCUCUCCAUAGGGUGGUGUGUCCCAAGGCUGGGCCCGGGCGCAGAGAUGACCCAGCACAUCCCUGGAGCCGCCCUUUGGGUGCUGCACAUGCUGAUGCUGUUUUCAUGUUUUGAGUCAGACUCUGAUCCGGACCUUUGCCUGUAAGUGAAGAGCUGGAAGGGAAGCUCCUGUUACAUGUGCCACGGUCCUGCUCCUGCAGCUCAGGCUUGCAAGAGCUCUCAGCCCACGUGGGCGAUGGAGGAGAAGCUGACUGGACUCCAAA